This is a messenger RNA of Schistosoma turkestanicum, 3606 nucleotides long. NCBI's taxonomy places the organism in Eukaryota, Metazoa, Platyhelminthes, Trematoda, Strigeidida, Schistosomatidae. The record is from the annotation of a GenBank genome assembly.
AUGGAUUCACCAAUCAAGAGUUUACGUCUAGGUUGGUUGAUUCUACGCAUAAAAUGUACAAGAUAUAUUGAUUCAUCUAUUCUACACAAAGAUAUUUUAUGGUAUGAUCAACAUUCAUCCGGUGAUAUUAUACAUAAUCUAUCAGAAAAUAUCAAUACUAUUGAAAUUGGAAUCGGUACAAAAUUAAGUGAAUUCUAUCAAAAUUUAAGUGGAUUUCUAGCUGGAAUCAUUAUUGGUUUUAUUGUCAAAUGGAAAUUAGCCUUAGUUGCUUGUGCUACACUGCCAUUUGUUGUGAUUGCAUUCUCUUUAUUCGGUAUUGCAUUUAAAUAUUUUCAUGCUAAAGAAAUUCAUGCUUAUUCACGUGCUAGUACUAUUUCAAGUGAAGUAUUAUCAUCCAUACGGACAGUGAUUGCAUUCGGUGGUGAAAAACAUGAGUUGACAAGAUAUCAAAAAGAAUUAUCUUCAGCUGAAUCGAUGGGUAUUAAAAAAGCUACAGCAUUUGGCGGUGUUGGAGGAUCUAUUGGAUUGGUGAUAUUUUCAUCAGCAGCUUUAGUAUUUUGGUAUGGUGUUCAAUUGAUUCGAGAUGAAAACACAGAUCCUGGUGCUGUGAUUGCAGUCUUUAUCAAUAUACUACUUGGAAGUAUAUUUUUAGGCAAUGCAUUACCAAAUAUCCCAUAUAUUUUAGGCGCUGUCACAGCAUCCAAAGAAAUAUUUGCCGCAAUAAAUCAUGUUUCUGAAAUAGAAAAACAAUCGACCGGGAAAAUUAUUCCAGAUUUUGAUGGAAGUGUCACAUUUCGUCAUGUGAAUUUCAAUUAUCCUUCACGUCCAGAUAUACCAAUUCUUGUCAAUUUUUGUCUUACUAUUAAAAGUGGUCAAACAAUUGCAUUGGUUGGUGCUAGUGGGUCUGGUAAAAGUACCAUUAUUCAUAUGCUUCAACGUUUCUAUGAUCCUACAGAAGGUGAAAUAUUAAUACAAGGUGUUAAUUUACGUGAAUUAAAUAUUCACAAUUAUAGAAAUCAAAUUGGUUGUGUACAACAAGAACCGGUAUUAUUUGAUGGUACAAUAAGGGAAAAUAUUGGACUUGGGAAAAUUGAUGCAACAGAUGAAGAAAUUCAAGCAGCUGCUAUUAAAGCUAAUGCACAUCAAUUUAUUAUGCGUUUACCACAAGGUUAUGAUACAUUAAUCGGUGAAAAAGGCAGUGGAUUAUCCGGUGGACAAAAACAACGUAUAGCUAUUGCUCGGAUAUUAAUACGUAAACCGAAAUUAUUAUUACUGGAUGAAGCCACUUCGGCAUUGGAUAAUCAAUCGGAACGUGUAGUACAAGCAGCUUUAGAUAAAAUUGUCGGUGGUUGUACAGUUCUGGUGAUAGCACAUCGUCUAUCUACCAUUAUCAAUGCAGAUUGUAUUGUAGUCUUAGAACAAGGUUGUAUACGUGAAAUGGGUAAACAUAAAGAAUUAUUACAAAUGAAUGGUUUAUAUGCAACAAUGUAUUAUGGUCAAGAGAGAACUGAUCAACAAGAAGAUGACCUCGUGGAUGAUAAAGGCAUUUCCAAUCAAACUAAUAUUUUAAGUAGACGUUCAACAAUUCUCAGUGAAAAAGAAGAUUAUUCCGAAAGUUUUAGUGUCAAAACAAAUUCAUUUCGUCAUAAAACUGUUCAUUGGAUUACAACAAAUAUUAACACAAAGAUGAGUAGAUUUCACAAUUCAUUGUACUUACGUCUUUUAAGUAUCAAUCGACCAGAAUUGAUUUACAUUACAAUGGGUUGUAUCUGUUCAAUUAUAUCAGGACUAUUACAACCAGCAUUUUCAUUACUUUAUUCGGAAGUGUAUCAGGUAUUUGCUUUACGUAACAAUUCGCAGGCGAUGACAGAGAAAAUCAAUAAAGUUUCUGGUAUUCUAGCUGGAUUAGGAUUUAUUCAGCUGUUUAUUGGUGCUGUUCAAGGUUAUUUAUUUGGUGUUGCUGCAGAACGCUUAACAAAACGCUUACGAUCAGAAUUAUUUGAUUCUAUGCUGAAACAGGAGAUUGGUUGGUUUGAUCGGUCGGAAAAUCAAGCUGGUGCAUUGACUGCAUUUCUUUCAACGGAUGCUUCAAAAGUUGCACAAAUUAGUGGUUCCACGCUAAGUACAGCAUUUGAAGCGAUGGUUUUAAUCACGGCAUCUUUAGCGAUUGGAUUUAUUUACAGUUGGCAAUUAACUUUAGUUAUGAUUCCAUUCAUACCGGUACUAUUGUUAUCUUCACGAUUACAUAUGAAAAAAGCACCGAACAAAGAUGAUCAUAUUCCAGCAAAAGGAUUAUCAAUUGCUAAAGAAUCGAUUAGUGCACAUCGUACAGUGAAAAGUUUAUCAUUAGAAGAAUAUUUUUAUCAACGUUUUCAAUCAAUGUAUAUUGAUAGUUUUAGGACAUAUUUAAAAGAAGCUAUUGCAUUUGGUUUAGUUCAAUCAAUUGGUUUGUCUGGUCCUGUUCUUAGUUUAACAGCAUGUUUUGCAUUAGGAAAUUAUUUAAUACAACACAAUGCAAUUUCAAUGAUAUCAUUGUUUAAAGUUUAUAUCACAUUUAGUAUGUGUUCACAAGCACUUGGUCGAAUUACUGCAUUCACUGCAAAAACUAAAGAAGCUGAACAAGCGAUGAAGCAUAUAUUCACUGUGAUCGAUCGUAAACCAUUGAUCGAUGCGAAUCAAGGAGAUAAACCAAAGAAAGCAUUUAAUGGUUUAAUUGAAUUUAAAAAAGUCAAUUUUCGUUAUCCAACAAGACCGGAAACAAAAGUUUUACAUAAUAUUACAUAUUCCAUUCAACCAGGCAGUAAAAUUGCAUUAGUCGGUCAAUCAGGUUGUGGUAAAUCUACACUAAUUCAAUUAUUACAACGUUUCUAUGAUCCAAUUAAUAAUGAUAGUUAUAAUUUACAAAAUGGUAUAUUUUUUGAUGGUAUCAAUUUACGUCAAUUAGCACCAUGUUGGAUUCGACAACAAAUUGGUGUAGUUAGUCAAGAACCAAUAUUAUUCAAUAUUAGUUUACGUGAUAAUAUUGCCUAUGGUGAUCAUAGUCGCACUGUGACAAUGGAUGAAAUUAUUGAAGCCGCUAAAUUAGCUAAUAUCCAUGAUUUUAUAGUGUCAUUACCUAGUGCAUAUGAAACAUUAGCCGGUGAAAAUGGUUCACAUUUAUCCGGUGGUCAAAAACAACGCAUUGCUAUAGCCCGUGCUCUACUACGUAAACCAUCACUUCUAUUACUUGAUGAAGCAACAUCAGCGUUGGAUAAUGAAAAUCAACGUCUUGUACAAAAAUCUCUCAAUGAUGCAAUGAUCAGCACCAGCACCAGCACUACACGUACAGCUCUGAUUGUAGCGCAUCGUUUAAAUACAAUUGAAAAUGUGGAUUACAUUAUUGUUUUAUCAAAUGGACGAAUCAUAGAAUAUGGAACAUUGAAUGAAUUACUUGCUAAACAAGGUGAAUUUUAUAAUUUAUAUAAAUUAAAAAGUCAUUAGAUUAAAUAAAUAAAUAUUAUUGAGCAUUUUUAAUUCAUUAAUUAAUUAAUAAAUCAAUAAAAAUUAUUUUUCAAAAUAUACAAAAUGAAACUAUUAUUAUAUAAAACAGAUGAAAUAACAAGUAGC